CGGCUGACUCGUGACUCGUGACUGCUGCAUGACUGCUCAACUCUCGACCGGAUACUCACAGCAGCGCAUGCACAGCUACAGCAGCGGCGCAGCCAUGCACCAUUCCGUGCUUUCGUGCUACUUCAGCCUCGCUGUAACUCAACACUCCAAAAUCCAAGCGCGUGUAUGCUGCCACCUUCCUCCACAGCGUCAGAUUGCACUCGCCCGAUUCACGAUCUCGUAAUCUUGCAAAAGGUUUCGUACGUUGAGAUCUCUCUCUACUCAGUCAUCUCAACGGCUCGAAAGACUUUCAUCCUUCUCAUCUUUGGGCCUCGGAAGAAGUCAGCCCGGGCGCGUCGCUUCGCAGCAUUCAGGCACCAUCCCGCCAAUCCCUCCCAACAAACGUGGCAGCAGAAGCAGUCGACUCUCCUGUUUUUUCUCGGCCUGUCCACACGAUAUCAGCAACGGCAUGUACAAUCAUCAGCAGAGAGCUCUGGGGUCGGGAUCCGGAUCCGGAUCCGGCUCGUCGAGCGGUGGGUAUGGCGGAGGUUACGGUUCGGCUCCCCCGCCUAGAGGAGCUUGGUCAUCGUCAUCGCACGGAAACAGAGGGAGCGGAUCGGCUGCUACUACUGCUGCUGCUCAGAUCGGAGCGUGGGCUGAUUGGGCAGCGAAGAGCUUGGAAGAACGCAUCACUCCUGUCGGAGAGAUGAUAGAGCGAGCAUGCUCUCUGCACAAUCGUCAACCCAACCUGGCCCUGAACUUGGAAAUCGCAGAUUACAUCAAGAGCAAGAAGGCGAACACGCCGAGAGACGCCGCGAUAGAAGUUGUUGCGAGAAUCAAUUCCAGACAUCCACACGUAGCCAUGCUAGGUUUGCAUCUUCUCGAUAAUCUUGUCAAAAAUUGCGGGUACGCUUUCCACCUCCAAAUCAGUACGAAGGAAUUCCUGAACGAAUUGGUCAAGAGGUUCCCCGAACGACCGCCUAUGUUCCUGUCACCUCAGCAGAGCAAGGUGCUCGAGCUGAUUCAUGAGUGGAAGAAUACGAUAUGCGUCAGCAGUAAGCACAAGGAGGAUCUGGUGCACAUUAGGGACAUGCACCGGUUGCUAGGCUACAAGGGCUAUCGUUUUCCCCAGCUAGACUCUAGGGCUGCCAGCGUCAUGAAUCCCGAGGGCACGCUGCGCUCACCUGAAGAGCUUGAGGAGGAGGAUCGGGAAGCACAGGCCGCUAAACUCCAAGAGCUUAUUCGUCGGGGUACACCAAGAGACUUGGAACAAGCGCAAGAGCUGAUGGUGAUCAUGAGCGGUGCUCAGCCAGAGAGCAAGCCGGACUACAAGAGUCAGACUGGCAAGGAAUUGGACAAGGUGCAAUCGCGAGCCAUUCUGCUGAACGACAUGCUCGACAAUGCUACGCCAGCGGAGAAGUUCGUCAAGGGCGAUGCUUACGAUCAAAUUGCUCAUCACCUUCGGAGCGUCCAGCCGAGGUUGCAAAAAUGGAUCGGAGAAGCAGAGGAGGAGGAGAGCGAGCAUAUGGACCGCUUGCUGCUAAUCAAUGAUCUGAUCAACCAGAUCUGCGAUCGCCAUCAAGCCUUUGCGCGGGGUGACAGGGAAGCAAAGGUCACGAUUGACGCUUCCAUCGAUCCGAGGAAAGGUGGCGCGGAUGCGGUACCGACUGCCAAGAUCUCGGACCUAAUCUCCUUUGACGAUCCAGAGGAGGCGGGCGGCGCUGCUGCCGGGAGCUCCUCUGCUAGCGGCGCUGGUAACUUGUUGGACGACUUUGCGACGCUCUCAUUUGGCAAUGCGCCCACUACAAGCGCAAGCAUGGCCGCUGCGGCCCCGGGUACGCCAUCUGGAGGCAGCACGGUCAAACCGAUCACUACGUCUGCGGGCAUGCUACCGCCCGACCUGCUCGGUUUGAGCCCAACAGCCACUUCAUUUGAUGCGCAACCGCAGGCAGCAGCGCAAUCUCGGGCUCCUCCUCCCAGCUUCGGAGAUUGGGGAGCAUUGCAGCUUCCCGUCUCUUCUACCUCUUCCAACGCCGCAGCGGGUCCCAAUGGGGCCUCGGGCCUGCCAAAGUCCGGACAGGCAGCUUUGACGCCUAGCAAGCCCGGCACUGGCGCUUUCGCGCCUCCGAACGCGACGUCUGCUUCAACCAAGCCUGCCGAUCCUUUUGCGGACUUGGACAGCCUUUUCGGCAAGUAAAAAGACAUAGACAAGAGUCGGUCGCGCGGUUGGCUAGAGCUGGCAACGACCUCUAGUAUUCUGCGCAAUUCGUCCUGCUGGACCACACCCACCUCGUUGGCUCUUCUUUCUAUCCUGUGUCGCUUUGUCAUUGUCACCCUUCGAUGAAUAUCAGGAGGUCAAGGUCGAUCAAGGUUUGACAUGUUGCACACCGCAAGCUGUUCGUGCGGUUGCUUUGUUGAAUUCAAGAUUGUGUGGACGCGCGAUACUCUUGACUUGCUCUCGCUUA
Messenger RNA from Ceraceosorus guamensis, 2444 nucleotides. RefSeq names its product VHS-domain-containing protein. The record is from RefSeq and is a predicted model, not a curated record. Gene Ontology annotation, biological process: Golgi to endosome transport; protein transport to vacuole involved in ubiquitin-dependent protein catabolic process via the multivesicular body sorting pathway; Golgi to vacuole transport. Gene Ontology annotation, molecular function: ubiquitin binding; phosphatidylinositol binding. NCBI's taxonomy places the organism in Eukaryota, Fungi, Basidiomycota, Exobasidiomycetes, Ceraceosorales, Ceraceosoraceae. The coding region runs from base 449 to 2176 and encodes 575 amino acids. The transcript has 9 exons. Gene Ontology annotation, cellular component: trans-Golgi network.